AUGAAAGAAACAGAAGUUGAGCAACCACUUGAAUUGAAUUCAGAAAUUAAAGAUGGUAAAUGGCCACCAUCGCUAGUAACCAAGAAAGAUUAUGAAUUCGGGAAAACAUUAGGGGCCGGAUCAUUCGGUAUAGUAAGGCAAGCUAAAAGGAUAUCUUCUAAUGAAGAAGUUGCCGUUAAGAUCUUAUUGAAACAAGCUUUGAGGGAAAAUGCUAUACAAUUGAGAAUGUUGUAUCAAGAAUUAUCUAUUCUUAAGAAAUUACAUCAUCGUAAUAUUGUGGAAUUUAAGAAUUGGUUCGAAACUGAUGAUAAGCUUUAUAUUGUAACGCAGUUGGCGACAGGAGGUGAAUUGUUUGACAGGAUUAUUAUGGAGGGGAAAUUUACUGAAGAUGAUGCUGUCAAAAUAAUUGUACAAAUAUUAUCUGCGGUGGAAUAUAUUCAUUCCAAAAAUAUCGUCCAUAGAGAUUUAAAACCAGAAAAUUUACUGUAUUUAACAAAGGAGAAGGACUCUCAAUUAGUUAUUGCUGAUUUCGGUAUUGCUAAAGAGUUGAAAAGCGGCGAAGAAUUAAUUUUCAAGGCUGCAGGUUCCCUGGGCUAUGUGGCCCCCGAAGUGUUGACUGUCAAUGGUCAUGGUAAACCUUGUGAUAUUUGGUCAUUAGGUGUUAUAACGUACACCCUAUUAUGUGGAUAUUCAGCUUUUAAGGCAGAGACUGUAGAAGGGUUUUUAGAUGAAUGUAUAGCAAAUGAUCAACCUGUUCAAUUCCAAAAACCUUAUUGGGAUAAUAUCUCUCAAAGUGCCAAAAAUUUCAUCUUGAAAUGUCUCGACCUUACUCCUGAACAAAGACCCACAGCUACAGAACUAUUGAAAGAAGAUUGGAUUACUACAAAACUUGAAUACACAAGCAAUCUUCUUCCUUCUUUCAAGAAACAAUUUGAUGCUAGAAAAAGGCUUCGUGAUGCUAUCGAAAUUGUUAAAUUAAGAAAUAGAGUUGAGAAAUUGAAAGAACUGUAUUGCAUCCCAGAUGAAUCCGAUGUGGAAUUAUCUUCUGGUACCUGUACAGAUCCUAAUGAUUGCGUCUGUAUGGCUAUGAAGAAUAAUUUAAAUAUUUCAGAUAAUAAUCACGUACGGAUCCCAAUGUGCUCUCAACUUACUCCAGAACAAAAGAAAAGGAAAUCUCAAUUACAACAAAGAAAUUUUGCUCAAAUUGUUAGAAUGGCAACGAAUAAUAAGGAAAAAAUCAUUAGCGCUCGAAAUUCUGGUGCUAAUACCCCCCUAUCAAAUUCAAAUUCUGGUUCAAACUCACAUUUGGGAGAGAAAAAGCCAGCCAAUGCUAAUGCUGAUACUGGGGAAGUUACAAAUACGUCAACCCAGAAUUGA
Naumovozyma dairenensis CBS 421 is the source of this 1377-nucleotide messenger RNA. RefSeq names its product calmodulin-dependent protein kinase CMK1 (gene CMK1). The record is from RefSeq and is a predicted model, not a curated record. Gene Ontology annotation, biological process: cellular response to oxidative stress; protein phosphorylation. The transcript has a single exon. NCBI's taxonomy places the organism in Eukaryota, Fungi, Ascomycota, Saccharomycetes, Saccharomycetales, Saccharomycetaceae. Gene Ontology annotation, molecular function: calcium/calmodulin-dependent protein kinase activity; ATP binding. Bases 1 to 1377 code for a protein of 458 amino acids.